CUCUUGUCUUACAGUGAAACCACAUCCAAUGUUUAUGGUGCCAUUUGUGCUGUGGUCAUUUUGCAUAUCCUUCUUGCACUGUUUAUCUUCAAAGCCUUCAAAGAGUCACCAGUUAAGGGCUCAAAGCAAGAUUAAUUUUUAUUUUUACCAUUUAGUUUAGAUUGCACAAUUUAAAAUUUCAUCAUGUCAUCUCUGAAGUAUAUACUGGAGCAACCUUCUUCUGUGAUGCUUUUCUUGCAAGAAAACUCAACACUCACUGAUACAAAACCAAAAUUAGACACAGCAAAUGAUAUACAUGAAAAGUCGGCCACCUUGAAUUCCCACACCAAAGCCUCGACUCCAGAAGUUCACUCUUCGUCUGCUACAAGAGAGAAGUCCUCUUUAAAAGAUUCACAAUCAAAACCAACCAUCAGUUCUGCAGGAUUAUCAUCUCAUCAUGCAUUGGUUUUCACUGCUUGCCAAGAGGAGGAGCAAGAAAAGAAUAUGACUAUUGAAGAGAUUAUAGAAUUGGGGGAUGAUUGCCUUGGCCUGAGGAUUAUACUAACUUCACGAGAAGGAACUUAUAUGGGUGUCAUCAACCAUGUAUUGCUAGCAUGCAGACGACUGGCAUUAGAAAAGGUGUGUAAUCCAAAGACGGGGAAGAAACGACUUGGUAUGCUGACUGUAUUUUUCCAUAACAUCCUGAACAUCUCUGUUGUUGGUGAAGACAGGGAAGCCCGACAAAGACUGCUGAAGGAUGUGUACCGUGAAGUUUGGGAUGGUAGACAGCUUCUGAUGAAGAAAUAUGUUCCUAUACACUUGAAUGCUUUUGAUGAGAUGUAUAAUGAAGUAGAUGAUGAUGUUUUGCUUGGUAGAGCAGAGCAAAAACCAUUACCUCUUAAUGAAAAUAUUUCCAAAGACAUACAGGAAGAGCCUCCACCCCCAGCUCGAAUUCCACGACCAGCCAAGUGGGUUGUAAUUGAUACACUUGAUGAUGCAUUUAAGAAAGCUCUGACUUUCAUUAGUGCUGAAAAUGUCAUUGCAAUGGGAAUGGAGGGCCUGAAGCUGGGUCGUUCAGGAACUUUGGCAUGGCUCAGUGUUGCAACUUCCACAAUGAUUUUUCUCUUUGAUAUGGCCAACAUGGGAGCCUCACAGGCAUUUCAAGAAGGCUUGGGAGACAUAAUCCAGGACAGUGCCAUCCUGAAGGUUGUACAUGAUUGCCGAGCAAUGGAAGACAUCUUGCAUCAUCAGUUUCAAAUUAACUUCAGCAGUAUCUUUGACACUCAGGCUGCUGACGUGUAUGUGUACAUGCUCAACCAUCAGUGGGCAGUACCGUCAUUUGUAUCAAGCUUGCCAUCUCUUCUUAUCCGUCACUUGCACUUGUCACCUCACCAUGUGUUCUUUCCUCAUGUCCGCCAGGAAUGCUCACAGGAUGAUGAAUCAGUGUGGUUUGAACGUCCUCUCUCGCCUCACCUGUGUGAAGGAAUGGCCCGGAACAUCAAGUUCCUUCGGGAGCUGCGCUUAGUAUUUCUCGACUUCAUACUGGUGGAUUUGGCUCAAGUUACAAACCUGUUCCAAGGUGCUUUGCGCGACAAGGACUCCUCUACUGCAAACAGGCUUGAGCGUCACAUUGUACCAGCGGAAGUUCAGAGGUUGGGCCGUCGCUCUGUUAUCAAUAGUGUUGGUGUUCAUGACCCAUACAUAUACUACUACAGAAAUUCAUACAAGUUAGCUACUAAGAGAAAGUAAUGCAUAGGGAAGAGAUUGUGCUUUUGUUGUGGGUGAGCUUUAAUGAACUUUUUCAACAGCCAAUAGCCAUAUUUUUUCCAAGUUUUUGAGAGAUUUCAUACUGAAGUAUACAGUAUUAGCCAAAAAUCUGAUUAUAAUUACUGUAUGUCUCGAUGAUUACUCUUCUGAACAAAAGUUUAGUCUGCUGAGGAGUUCAGAUAUUUGAAAGAAAUAUCCACUUUUUUGUAAAUAAGAUUCUGUACAAAGUGUGAUUUACAUAUUACAUUGGGCUGUUUAGUGGUGGUCGAGAAUGGAUCAGACUUCUAAGAUAAAUAAUUUGGUUAAUUA
This is a messenger RNA of Homarus americanus (American lobster), 2055 nucleotides long. Its product is annotated as piRNA biogenesis protein EXD1-like. NCBI's taxonomy places the organism in Eukaryota, Metazoa, Arthropoda, Malacostraca, Decapoda, Nephropidae. Gene Ontology annotation, molecular function: 3'-5' exonuclease activity; nucleic acid binding. The transcript has 9 exons. Bases 184 to 1728 code for a protein of 514 amino acids. The record is from RefSeq and is a predicted model, not a curated record. Gene Ontology annotation, biological process: nucleobase-containing compound metabolic process.